GCCUAUUUAAGCAGCAUCCGUAAGCCAGAGAAUUUCAUAGAAUCUCCAAUCUCGAAACGAUGAACACAUCAACGGCAAUCAAGUUUGUAGCUGCUCUGGCGCUUUGCUCCAUAGCUCUCUCCGCCGAUGCCCUGCAGAUUGAGCCCCGCAGCAGUUGGGGAGCAGUGGCUGCUCGUUCGCCCUCGAGGAUUUCGGGUGCCGUCGACUAUGUGAUCAUCCACCACUCGGACAAUCCCAAUGGCUGCUCCACGUCCGAUCAGUGCAAGCGCAUGAUUAAGAACAUCCAGUCGGAUCACAAGGGUCGCAGGAACUUCAGCGACAUUGGCUACAACUUCAUUGUGGCCGGAGAUGGCAAGGUGUACGAGGGUCGUGGUUUCGGACUCCAGGGAUCACAUGCCCCCAACUACAACCGCAAUAGCAUCGGCAUCGUCUUCAUUGGCAAUUUCCAGAGCACCGCUCCCUCGUCCCAGAUGCUCCAGAAUGCCAAGGAUCUGAUCGAGCUGGCCAAGCAGCGCGGAUUCCUCAAGGACAACUACACGUUGUUUGGCCAUCGACAGACCAAGGCCACCUCCUGCCCGGGAGAUGCCCUCUUCAAUGAGAUUAAGACCUGGCCCCACUGGAGGCAAAAAUAAGUCCACAAUUUGCUUAAGUAAUACCCUUCCAAUAUUAUAAAAAUGUUGCUAUAAUAAAUGUAUAAAAUGUA
Drosophila elegans is the source of this 703-nucleotide messenger RNA. It is a transcript of the gene PGRP-SB1, whose product is annotated as peptidoglycan-recognition protein SB1. Bases 60 to 632 code for a protein of 190 amino acids. NCBI's taxonomy places the organism in Eukaryota, Metazoa, Arthropoda, Insecta, Diptera, Drosophilidae. Gene Ontology annotation, molecular function: N-acetylmuramoyl-L-alanine amidase activity; zinc ion binding; peptidoglycan binding. The transcript has 2 exons. The record is from RefSeq and is a predicted model, not a curated record. Gene Ontology annotation, biological process: peptidoglycan catabolic process; innate immune response.